Messenger RNA from Centropristis striata (black sea bass), 927 nucleotides. RefSeq names its product olfactory receptor 6N1-like. The record is from RefSeq and is a predicted model, not a curated record. Lineage: Eukaryota; Metazoa; Chordata; Actinopteri; Perciformes; Serranidae. Gene Ontology annotation, cellular component: membrane. The transcript has a single exon. Gene Ontology annotation, biological process: G protein-coupled receptor signaling pathway. The coding region runs from base 1 to 927 and encodes 308 amino acids. Gene Ontology annotation, molecular function: G protein-coupled receptor activity; olfactory receptor activity.
AUGGGUAACUUUACGCAGUUUUCAUAUUUCAUACUUUCAGGCUACUUUGAUACUGGGAAUUAUGAGUACUUCUCUUUCAUAAUUGUUAUGCUUUUAUAUAUUUUCACUGUUUGUGCCAAUCUUUUGCUGAUUGUGGUUAUCUGUCUGAACAGGAGCUUACAUGAACCCAUGUACAUUUUUCUGUGCAGCCUGUUUGUAAAUGAGCUGUUUGGUAGUACAAUCAUGUAUCCAUUUCUUCUGCUUCAGAUCCUCUCUGACAUUCACACUAUUUCUUUUUCUUUUUGUUAUCUGCAGAUUUUCUGUGUGUACACUUAUGGAAUCGUAGAAUUUAUGAAUUUGACUGCCAUGUCUUAUGACAGAUAUCUUGCAAUCUGUUGUCCUCUACAAUAUAGGAAACAUAUGUCAGCAAAAAAUAUUGCUAUACUAAUUACUCUGAUAUGGUUAUACCCAAUGCUUGAAGUUAUUACCAUGUUAUCAUUGAGUGGUACUUUACAGCUCUGUGGGAACAUUAUUAACAAAGUAUUCUGUACCAGUUACUCUAUUGUCAACUUAGCAUGUUCUGACACCAGCUAUUUUAAUAUUAAUGAAAUAAUUGGAAUUAUUUUGCUGCUCUGUGUUCCUGUUGCUAUUAUCUUUUACACUUAUAUAAGAAUUCUUAAAGUUUGUUUUUCUGGUUCCAAGCAGACGAAACAGAAAGCUGUCAGUACCUGCACACCUCACCUUGCUUCUCUGCUCAACUAUUCCUUUGGGGCUUUCUUUGAUACGAUGCAGACCAGGUUUAAUUUGAGCAGUGUACCUAAUAUGUUACGCAUUUUUUUGUCAUUAUAUUGGCUCACUUGCCAGCCGAUCUUCAAUCCUUUAUUGUACGGACUGAAAAUGUCUAAAAUACGUAGCUUAUGUAAAAAUCUUGUCUUUGGUAAUAAGUAA